AUGGAUAAUUGCAAGCCCAAACGGCCUCCUCGACCUCCACCGAAACUACGCACCAAGACGGGCUGCCACAAAUGCCGGGAACGACGUAAAAAGUGCGAUGAGAAGAAACCGAAAUGCGGCGCCUGUACGAAGUUGCAACUUCAUUGCAGUUACCGAGAGUCUGCGUGGUUGCCCGGACCCCCUUCGAAUCACUCAAGGUCAUCAGCUACAACGCCAGAUCCCGAGGACCAGGUCGUUGACCUGAUCUUGCCUUCACCGCAGAGUUCUACCUUAAGCUUCAAUCCAUCAGUGCUAAUGACAAAGCGGGAUUGGAUGGUGUUCCAGUACGCCUCUACGAGAUUCAUCCAAUUGCUCACCACGCCCGAUGCCAGGGACGAGUUUCGCGACGUUUCGUUCGUAUUUGCAAUGGGUUUCUAUAAGCCCUGGGUCAUGCACGCAAUAUUAGCCCCGGCGGCCUUGCAUGCUUCGUGCGCUGCGUUGAUGCCGCAAGAGGACGCCAUGGUCUACACCGAGAGUGCUCUCCGUGGUCUUCGCAAGGCUAUCGAACAAUCGGAGCUUACCGCUGACAAGGGAGAGACGUUUUUGGCAGCCUCGCUUUUCCUAGGUGUCUUCGAGGACUUCUACUCAGAUCCUGCAAGUCAUUGUCUGACUCAUUACAAAGCUGUUGCUCGAGUACUUGAGGAAGAGACUGUGAAGACUUGCCGUUUGGACCUAGAUCGGCUGUCAGCUUUCCGACGCACACUUCUCGACUCGGUACUCUACCAUUUCGCUACCAGACUGAUCCUUGAAGAGGACGUCGAUGCCAUUUGCGAGUCGUUCCCCUCUCAAACGAUAGCUAUGUAUAUCGACGCACUGGAAAAUAUGGCACAGCAGGGUCACGAAACAUCUUCAGUUCUUCCGGUCCUUGGCCGAUGCAAGCCCAGUCUUUUCCUUCUCAUUUACCAAAUCACCUGGCUUAGUAGGCAAGUCCCGUUGGAUCUACACAGCAGCAAUCAUACCCUUGCUCUUCAAUGUUUGGAAGAGCUAGACAAGCUCUUCUAUUCACACCCACUUUUACAAUUAGACGACCUCCAUUCUUUCGGCGAUGAUGCGCCGAGGACACUGACAAACACAGAUAUCGCUGCGAAGCUCUACUUCUUGGCUACGAAGAUGUUCCUUCUGAAAGUCUUGAGCCCAGACCAGGUGCGGACGACCUCGAGUCAAGUCUCUGCUAUGCUUCAGCAAGCGUUUGAAUUGCUGAAGUGUUACGACGGAGCUGCCGAUUGCGCACAAUUCAUAUGUUGGGCUGUUCUCGUCUUGGGCUGUGCAGCCUGUCCAACAACCCAUUUCGAAACAGGAGCCAGCCUCCCAAUUGACAUCGGCGCCGAAGUGCGCCGGAAAAUGAGGAACCUUAUUCAACGGAAACUAUUGCAAAUCUGGGAAACCUCUUACUCUGGGUACGUCAAACGAACAGCUGACGCCCUGGGCAAGAUAUGGAGCCUUCCGAGCCUUCUGGUGCGGGAUGCUUCAUCCUUCAGCUCGGAAACCGAAGCAGAAUACGAUGGUAUGAAUGCCCUGAUUUAUGGCGGUGGCCUGGGACAAGCCUUGCUUUUUUUUGCCUAG
Molecule: messenger RNA, 1602 nt
Organism: Exophiala spinifera
Lineage: Eukaryota; Fungi; Ascomycota; Eurotiomycetes; Chaetothyriales; Herpotrichiellaceae
Exons: 3
Coding region: 1-1602 (533 amino acids)
Biological process (GO): positive regulation of transcription by RNA polymerase II
Cellular component (GO): nucleus
Molecular function (GO): DNA-binding transcription factor activity, RNA polymerase II-specific; transcription cis-regulatory region binding; zinc ion binding
Source: RefSeq, a predicted model, not a curated record